UGCAUUGCCACAUACCUGAGCAACAGCAGGCUUUGCUGUCUUUGAUGUGACUUGGUGGUUUGAUUUGAUGGCAGUGUUGGUCUUUUGGCCCAAAAUGUUGCAUAUUACAAUAUGAUGGCGUCACAUGUGGAGCUCCUCUUUGGAGCUCUGCAGGACUUGGGGAAUGAGGAGCUCAAGCAUUUCCAGUGGUUCCUGAAGCAGGCUGGCAUUGUAGAAGGCUUCCCAGCAAUCCCAAAGGGCCAACUGGAAGAGGCUGACAGGCAGGACACGGUGGAUCACAUGGUGCAGACUUACAGCCUUCCCGGAGCUCUGCAGAUCACAGCGGAAGUUCUGAAGAAGAUCUGCAGGAAUGAUUUAGUGGAGCGUCUUUCCGAAAUUGGGUCUGAACCCAGCAGGGAUGCCACUAAUGUUGGAGAGACUUCUGAGAAAACAAAAGGCUUUUGCAAUCAACAGGCAGUUUUUCCUCACCCAGCCACGCCUGGUGCACAGGCUGAAGAUUUGUUGGUGCAAAGACCAAAGCCUCCACAAAUCAUCGCAUCAUACCAACGCAUACUCCAGUCAAACCUCCAGAACAAGUUUAUGUGUAUAACAGAGGGGUCGUCAAUGCAAAAGGAUAAGAAACUUCUGGAUGAUAUUUACACAGAGCUCUACAUCAUAGAUGGGUAUGAUGUAGAUGUCAACAGGCAGCAUGAGGCCAGCCACAUUGAGAUGACAUCAAGAAAACCAGAAGGAACUGAGAGAUCAAUUAAGCACAAUGACAUUUUCAAACAUGCUUCUGGAGAAAACACACCUGUAAGAACAGUCCUGACCAAUGGGAUUGCAGGAAUUGGCAAAACAUUCCUUGUUUACAAGUUCAUCCUGGACUGGGCUGAAGGGAGAGCCAAUCAAGAUGUGCAUCUCACAUUUCCUUUCACCUUCCGCCAGCUGAAUUUGCUGAAUGGGAGAAGGUUUCGGUUUGCUGAGCUCAUUCACAAAUGUAUUAGGGAAACCAAAGACAUCAGGGAGGAGGAUCUCAAUGACAUAUUCAAAAAGCUUCAGGCUUCAGGAAAUACCAACUAUGACAAAAGUAAAUUCAAACUUCUGUUUGUGCUUGAUGGGCUGGACGAAAGCCGCCUUCAUCUCGACUUCAGUGACAAGGAAGAAUGCUCUGUUGAUGAGCCACUGUUGGUGAAUGAACUCCUGGCAUACCUCAUCAAGGGCAAACUGCUCCCCUCUGCUCGCCUCUGGAUAACCACAAGACCGGCAGCGGCCAAUCAGAUCCCUCUUGACGUAGUCGACAUCAUGACAGAGGUGAGGGGGUUCACUGAUGCACAAAAGGAGGAGUACUUCAGGAAGAGAUUCAGAGAUUCAGAGAUGGCCAGCAGAGUCAUCUCCCACAUCAAGACAUCGCAGAGCCUCCACGUCAUGUGCCAUAUUCCAGUUUUCUGCUGGAUCUCUGCUACAGUUCUCAAGCAAAUGUUAAGAGAAGAUGAGAGAAACGAAAUUCCUCAAACUCUGACUGAGAUGUAUACAAAAUUCCUUGUGUUUCAGAUCAAGCAGACAGCACUGAAGUAUGACACAGAUAAGAACCUCCAGAUCAUCCAGUCACUUGCAAAGCUUGCUUUUCACCAGCUGGAGGAAGGUAAUCUGAUCUUCUAUGAGACAGACUUGAGGAACAGUGGCAUUAAUCCCAGUGAAGCAUCAGUGUACUCCGGGGUGUUCACUCAGAUCUUUAAAGAAGAAGAUGGGCUGAAUGAAGACAAGAUGUUUUGCUUUGUGCAUCUGAGCAUUCAUGAGUUUCUGGCGGCUGUUUUUGUAGUCCUGUCUCUCUUUAAUGACAAAAAGGAUGUGAUGGCUGAGCCUCAAACACCUCUUCAACGCCUACGGAUGUUUUUCAGGAAAGCAUCUGCAACAGAGGUCUAUAUGAAGGCUGUGGACAAGGCCUUACAGAGUCGAAAGGGACACCUAGACAUGUUCCUCCGCUUCCUCCUGGGCCUUUCAUUGAAGUCAAAUCAGAAUCUCUUACAAGGCUUGGUGAAGCCUAGGGAAUGCAACACAGAGACCAACCAGAAACUAGCUAAGUACAUCAAAAAUAAGAUCAGGGAGAAUCCCUCACCAGAGAGAUGCAUUAACCUCUUCAGCUGUCUGAGUGAAAUGAAGGACCGUUCGCUAGUGGAGAGCAUCCAACAUUACCUUAGAACAGGAAGCGUCUCCACAGCCAAUCUUUCUCCUGCUCAGUGGUCAGCCCUGGUCUAUGUGUUACUGUCAUCCGAAAACGAGCUGGAUGUGUUUGACCUAAAAAAAUACUCCAAGUCAGAGGAAGUUCUAAUGAGAAUGCUGCCAUUGGUCAAAGCCUCAACAACUGCACUACUGGACCAGUGUGAGCUUUCACACCGGUCUUGUGAAGCCUUGGCUUCAGUCCUCAGCUCCAAGUCUUCCAGUCUGAGAGAGCUGGACCUGAGUAACAACAACCUGCAGAGUUCAGGAGUGAUGCUGCUCUCUUUUGGACUGGCGAGUCCACAAUGUAGACUGGAAAUUCUCAGGUUGUCAAGAUGUGAGGUCACAGAGAGUGACUGUUCUUCUUUGGCCGCAGCCCUGAGCUCCAACCCCUCCCAUCUGAAAGAGCUGGACUUGUGCUACCCACGAAAAAAAGUGUUGCUGUCGAGGAGGACGCCACUGCCACUCAGACAGUUACCAGGGUACUCUGAGCUAAUAGCAACAUGCUGUCCAAAUGUGGAACAAUAUCAUAGUCUGAGAGAACUUGACCUGAGUAACAACCACCUGCAGGAUUCAGGACUGAAGCUGCUCUCUGCUGGACUGGAGAGUCCACACUCUAGGCUCGAAACUCUCAGGCUCAGUUUCUGCAACCUGUCGAAGAGAAGCUGUGCAUAUCUGGCCUCAGUACUCAGCUCUAAGUUCUGCAACCUGAAAAACCUGGACCUGAGUGACAAUGACCUGGAGGAUUCAGGAGUGACGAUGCUGUCCACUGGACUGGAAAGCCCAUACUGUAGACUGGAAACACUUAGCAGGUUGCCUGGCUGCCUGGUCACCAAGGAAGGCUGUGCCUCUUUGUCUUCAGCCCUGAGCUCCAAUCCCUCCCAUCUGAGAGAGCUGGACCUGAGCUACAAUUAUCCAGGAGACUCAGGGGUGAAGCUGCUCUCUGCUGGACUGGAGGACCCACGCUGGAGACUGGAUACUCUCAGUGUUGAUCAUUGUGGAGCGUUCAGGAUCUUGUCUGGGCAUAGGAAAUAUGCCUGUGAACUCACCCUAGACCCCAAAACAGCAAACAAGAAAUUCGUCCUAUCUGAAGAUAACAGACAAGUGACAGUGGCAAGAAAGGGGCAGCCAUAUCCUGAUCACCCAGAGAGGUUUGAACACUGGUGCCAGGUUCUGUGUACAAAUGGUCUGACUGGACGCUGUUUCUGGGAGGUGGAAUGGGAAGGACAAGCUUGUGUAGGAGUGACAUACAGGAGCAUCUGCCGGAAAGGAUGCAAGAACGACUCUCUGCUCGGGUGGAAUGACAAGUCCUGGUGCUUAGACUGCAACAAGAACACUGCUUGGCACAACGGGAAGGGUACAGAUACAACCAGGACAACCUACUACGGUUUCAGUAGAUUAGCUGUUUACCUGGACUGGCCUGCCGGCACUCUGUCCUUCUACAUGGUCUCCUCUCACACGCUGAUCCACCUCCACACCUUCCACUGCACAUUCACUGAACCUCUCUAUCCUGCACUGAGGGUUCUCGGCACUUCCUCAUUUGCGUUAUUGUGCUCAUCUUAGUGACUGUCCUGUCCCAUUGUCCCGUUGGUUGAUGCAACAGAUGCAAAUUUAAAGAAGAUGUGUUUUUUGUCCAACUCAACGGAUGUUAUAGUCGAGCAGCAGUGUAAAGAACACCCAAAUUCUACAUUAUUAAAAAAAGUUUCAAGGAAAGUCAAAGGAACUAAAAAAUGAUUAAAAUUAAAUACUUUAAUAAAAUGAAAUGACAUUAUUCAAAUUUUGAUGUUUGGGAUGUUGGUUGCGACUUGUCUGUUCAAUACAGUAAACACUUUCCUUUCUA
This is a messenger RNA of Chelmon rostratus (copperband butterflyfish), 4036 nucleotides long. Its product is annotated as NACHT, LRR and PYD domains-containing protein 12-like. Gene Ontology annotation, molecular function: protein binding. The record is from RefSeq and is a predicted model, not a curated record. Lineage: Eukaryota; Metazoa; Chordata; Actinopteri; Chaetodontiformes; Chaetodontidae. Bases 112 to 3759 code for a protein of 1215 amino acids. The transcript is spliced from 12 exons.